Molecule: messenger RNA, 1017 nt
Organism: Exaiptasia diaphana
Lineage: Eukaryota; Metazoa; Cnidaria; Anthozoa; Actiniaria; Aiptasiidae
Product: ribosome-recycling factor, mitochondrial
Exons: 6
Coding region: 1-708 (235 amino acids)
Biological process (GO): translation
Cellular component (GO): mitochondrion
Molecular function (GO): ribosomal large subunit binding
Source: RefSeq, a predicted model, not a curated record
AUGAAUUCAGUUGCUUUUCGCUUGUACAAUUCUAUUGCCGUUAAUACAACACGAACAACAUUUUUAAGGCAUACAAUUUCGAGGUUAUAUUCUUCCAAAAAAGGAAAGUCUCGGAAGAAAGGAGGUAACAUAGUUUAUGAUCCAGAAAUGGCAGAUGGAUUAGUAGACUUUGAAAAAAUAAGAGCAAACAUGGAAAGUGCAGUUAUGAAAUUACAGCAAGAUUUUACAACMAAGUAUAAUGUUGAAAUGAAGUCUGAUAGCCUGGAUAAAGUGCGUGUCUCUACUAUAGAAGGCAAAGUUCCAUUAAGUGAAUUAGCUGUCAUAAAUAGGAAACAAGACAAUAUGUAUGUUAUUGAUAUGUCACUCUCACCUGAUGUUACAAAAGCUGCCCUUCAAGCAAUUAAAGAAUCAAGCAUUAAUUUAGAGCCUGUUGUUGCUGGUGAUUGUAUAACAGUGCCUAUUCCAAAAGUUACUCAAGAAUAUAGACAAAACCUUGUCAAGUCAGCCAAGCAGGCAUGUGAACAAUCUAAACAAAAUAUAAGAAAAGUACGGCAGAAAGCAAUGUCUGAUAUCAGAAAGAAUAAAAAAGGAAGAGCAGAGGAUGAUAUCAAACUUGUGGAGAAAAUGGUGCAGCAACUUACAGAUGAACAUACUAGUGAUACAGACCUUUUAAUAGAAGCAAAGACAAAGGAACUUUUAAGAAAAUGACAAUACCAAUUCAUGUUAUUUUUAAUGGUGACAGACAAGCAUCUGGUUUUGAUUGAUUUUUAGUUUGGGGAAAUAAAGUAACACGUGAUUGUCCAUCAAGGGUAAUUACUAUUAAGAUUUUGACAUCUUGAAUCAUACCCUGUAUCUACCUUUGAAGAAUUAAAUCAUUAAUUAURUUUAAAUUAGGCAUCAGACCAAAUGAGACCAGAUUUUCACAGCUAAAGAGAACUUUCGUUUGGGAGAGUAAGAGUAAAUAUGACAUCCCAGCUCCAAUAUUAUUUCAGAAUAAAAUUUCAGACAUUAGAGCCA